Molecule: messenger RNA, 3812 nt
Organism: Lindgomyces ingoldianus
Lineage: Eukaryota; Fungi; Ascomycota; Dothideomycetes; Pleosporales; Lindgomycetaceae
Product: rho-type GTPase-activating protein-like protein
Exons: 5
Coding region: 211-3741 (1176 amino acids)
Biological process (GO): actin cytoskeleton organization; signal transduction
Cellular component (GO): cytoplasm
Source: RefSeq, a predicted model, not a curated record
UCGUCUCUGCUCGUCUCUGCCCGCCUCUUCUCUCUGCCAGCUUGCUUGUCUCGUCGCCCCAGCUAUAUCCUACCAUAAUCCCGCUGUUGAUCGUGUCUACCAGCUCCGCAGCCGCUCCCUGCCCGCACGCGCCCCCUUCCCCCGCGACGGCGGCACCUCGCUACGCCUUCGGCGGGUGGCAAUUGUCUCCAAGGCUGGCAUAAUUAGAUCAUGGGCACUCCAGUGGAGGGGCCGCCUUCACUGGAAGGCCAGGGUGGUCCACGCCAGUACGUGGCAUAUGACCCGCGCGGCAACGGCCUUGCCCGACAACCUACCAACCCACUUGAUACCCAUAAUGCCCAUGCCCUGUCGCCCCAAAAACGUAGCGACGCUCUCGCGCGGUCGCCCACCGACCCGGAGCAGGACCAAGCAAGCCCUUUGUCGCAGGACAGACCAAAACCCCGCGGCGGAAAGUCUUGUGGUAAAUGUGAGCAGAGCUUGACCGGGCAAUUCGUCAGGGCGCUGGGCGAUACCUAUCAUCUGGAGUGCUUCACUUGUCACGACUGUGGCAAGAUCGUUGCUUCCAAGUUCUUCCCGGUGCCCGAGAAGCCCCCAGGCCAGUAUCCCCUAUGCGAGACCGACUAUUUUCGGCGCCUCGACCUGCUCUGCUACGAAUGCGGCCAGGCCCUGAGAGGGUCCUAUAUCACGGCUCUUGAGCGAAAGUACCACAUUGAGCAUUUCACGUGCUCCGUCUGCCCCACUGUCUUUGGAGCGUCAGACAGCUACUACGAGCAUGAGGGCAGCGUCUAUUGUCACUUCCACUACUCGACCAAGUUCGCGCAGCGAUGCAAUGGCUGCCAGACGGCUAUCCUGAAACAGUUCGUAGAGAUCUACCGCAAUGGCCAGAACCAGCAUUGGCACCCAGAAUGCUACAUGAUCCACAAAUACUGGAAUGUCCGGCUGCAUUCUACUGGCCAGCCCAUCAUCGAAGCGCAACUUUCUGAUAGCGAGGCAACCGACGCAGUACGUGAAACGGUGCGCAAGCGAGAGGAGGAAAUCGAAGCAAAGGUCAAUUGGAUCUGGAAAACUUUGUCAACCUUUGAAGAGAAGUCGGCGACUUGCAUCUCUGAUAUGCUCCUCCAUGUCAGCAAUGGCGCUUAUUUCGAUGGCGUCAUGGCGGCUAAGAAGUUUAUUGUCCAUAUUGAGCUCUUGUUUGGUGCCGCAGACGAUCUCGAUAUGCAGCUCCUUGCCAACAUACCCAAGGGUCUUACCUACUCCCGCGAGUCGAAGCUCCUCUGCAAGAAGGUCGUCGCUUUCUUUGCGCUCCUCACACAGUCUCAAGGAACGGGAGUUCGGCGCCUGGGUGUCACCCAAGAGCUUCUCUCGCUCGUGACUGGCCUUGCGCACUACAUGAAACUUCUUAUUCGAAUUUGCCUGCAGGGUGCGCUCAAGUUGGAGCGGGAGACGCGUAGUGCGAGCGGACUUACCGGAUUCCUCGCCCAAGUCAAUUCUCUAGACAGUCGGCUUGAGAGUGAGGCCAGGGGGGAUCAAACCGCCGAAAUAGCGCUCUAUGUUCCUCGUUGGGCAGACGCUUGUCCCAUUUGCGAUGCGCAGAUUGAGGACAGAUGUCUUCGAAUGGACCACAUGUCCUUCAACUACUCCUGCAUGAUUUGUCACAGUUGCGGUCAGGACUUGCGAAAUCGCGUCAAAGACGUGCGCUUCAGUAGGUCUUUGAAGAAAGUCUUCUGCCCGACAUGUGCUCGGAGCGUUGCAGACGCAGAAGGCGGAUUCGAGCAGGUCACCAAGCUCCGGCAAUAUGUGCAUCUUUUGAAAGUCGCCCACGCGCGCCUGUUAGCGACGUUGCGGUCUAGUGGCGCGCUACCUCAUACAUCCGACGAUCCAAACCUCACAGGCUACGACUCCUCGCAGGGACACCGUCUAGGAAACGCAGGGUCCGAUCUUGAACCGCCUCUACUGCGAUCUGACACUCGUUCUAAAUCGUUCGGGGGUUCUUCUGCCGCUGACGCUCAAGCUUCUUCCACUGCAAACUAUGAACAGACUAUGACAGACAUCAAGCGACUGCGGUCGACUCGUCUAGAUAAACACCUAUCUAGUACUAUGAAGCGUGCACGCACUUCGAGGAUCAUUGAUGGACCCGAGGCUAUGGGCCCAGGCUCUGGCGAUGGACAGCUUCGUGGCGGUAUGCAGAUUGUGCAAGAGCGUGAAGCCCCAGGCGACAAUGACAGUUUGACACUGGGGGUCAACUCGCUGGCACUAGACGAUAUCGCUAGGAUGGCUGCACUAGAGCAACAGCGUGAACAGCGACCAAAUGCGUUUCGCGCCGGUGGAAGUGCUCUGCUUGGACAGGAUCAAGCCAAGAUGGUUAAUGGUCACCGUCGCGAUAUCUCUGGAGGAAACGAUCUCGAAAACAUGGUCGAGAGUCGCCCUCGAACGUAUUUCUCCGAGCUUUCACCCUUAGAAUAUUUCAAGAUCAAAGGUCUUGCUGUCCUUCAGCUAGGCCUUCGCCUGGAUGAUACUCAAUACAACCAGGGCGACCUGCUCGACCUAAUCGAAACGAAACGCUCGACCUUCUGGGGCAAAAUCGGGCUCGGAAAAGCAUUUAAGAAUGACAAGAGCAAGCCAAAGAAGGGGAACUCAUCGAUCGAGAAACCAACAUCUGACAAAGCUACCUUUAGACAAACGCUUGAGUACCUAGUCGAGAAGUAUGGAGCCGAGUCUACUGAUGGCGUUGGACCAGGGACCUUGAAAGUUCCUGCGUUACUUCAAGACGCCAUCACGGCCAUGAGGAACAUGGACAUGUCAGUUGAGGGCGUCUUCCGAAAGAACGGCAAUCUCCGCGCGCUUCGCGAAUUGGAAGAAGAGGUUGAUGCUAAAGGUGUCGAAAUGGUGGAUCUUAAUCAGCAGCAGCCUGUUACGUUGGCCAACCUUCUGAAGCGGUUCUUACGGUUGAUGCCAGAUCCGGUGCUGACAUUGAAGCUAUAUCGAUUGUUCAUGACAGCCAAUGACAUCGAAAAACUAGAGGAUCGAAAGAAAGUAUUGCACUUGAUCUGCUGCCUGCUCCCGAAAGCGCAUCGCGAUACCAUGGAGGUCCUCUUUUGUUUCUUGAAUUGGGUGUCAUCAUUCCAUACUGUCGAUGAGGAAACGGGCAACAAAAUGGACACAUGGAAUAUUGCUACGGUCAUGGCCCCUAAUCUCCUCAGAGAGAGCAAUGAGAAAGAGAUGAAGACUGUCGAUCAGGGAGCUGUCAAAGUCGUCUUUGAAUUGAUUGAGAACAAUGAGGAGUUUUGCGAGGUGCCUGAAGAGAUUGUGGAUCUACUGAACCAUGACAAUGCGUCAGAGUUGACCACAAAAGAGAUCAUGCGGUUGUGGGAGCAACGUGGCAAAAACCCACAGCCGCCACCUUCUGGAACAUCCCCUCGGAACCAGCCAGGGCCUCGGCCACGGGACGACAAGCGCAAUGCUCCCCAUAUUACGCAGGCCGAUAACAACCCUCAGCCCUGGCAGGGCGAAUCGUCAGUUAGGCACAUUGCGGGAACGGGCAAUCACAAUCACGGGCCACCGAGUACCCAUAACACACCACCCCAAGGUCACGGCUAUGACCUAGGGACUCCGAGUCUUCCCUACAGCCAAGCGGCACCAGGAUCGACGGAGAGUCACCGUACUGGAUCGCCUCAUCGACACAGUUACCGGUCGCCUGCAUUCCAAAAGCAAGGCCAGCUCGGUACCGCGGGUGCAGGCUGAAGCAUCAAUCAUCCUUCUAACCUAUAUAUUGGAGUUCUCAAGGAGUUGGUUUAAUUCUUCAUUGGUCGAAA